Messenger RNA from Closterium sp. Yama58-4, 288 nucleotides. The record is from the annotation of a GenBank genome assembly. NCBI's taxonomy places the organism in Eukaryota, Viridiplantae, Streptophyta, Zygnematophyceae, Desmidiales, Closteriaceae.
AUGUAUGAGGCCGUUGCCACGGCCACUGCUGCUGCUGCUGCUGACGUGAUGGCUACAGAGGAGGAGGAGGAGGAGGAGGAGGAGGAGGAGGAGGAGGAGGAGGAGGAGGAGGAGGAGGAGGAGGAGGAGGAGGAGGAGGAGGAGGAGGAGGAGGAGGAGGAGGAGGAGGAGGAGGAGGGCUGUACAGCAGGAGUUGCUGCGCUUUGUCCUGCUUCUCCUGUUCCACCAUCAGCAAUACCUCCCUCUGCUGCCACCCAUGCCAACGAGUCACCUAGAUUGCCAGAGUGA